This is a messenger RNA of Doryrhamphus excisus (bluestripe pipefish), 2776 nucleotides long. RefSeq names its product N-alpha-acetyltransferase 60, NatF catalytic subunit (gene naa60). Gene Ontology annotation, cellular component: Golgi membrane. Lineage: Eukaryota; Metazoa; Chordata; Actinopteri; Syngnathiformes; Syngnathidae. Gene Ontology annotation, biological process: N-terminal peptidyl-methionine acetylation. The record is from RefSeq and is a predicted model, not a curated record. Gene Ontology annotation, molecular function: histone acetyltransferase activity; protein-N-terminal amino-acid acetyltransferase activity.
UUCCCUAAACAGGAAGAAAACAUCCGCUCGAGAGCUCCGACUAGUGACUAGCUUAGUUUAGCUUCGCUCGAGCGUCGACACCAGUAAUGAGAACAAAAAGUGAACGUGUGCUUAACCAUGCUGUGUCCAGAGUAGAUUUAUAACCAAAGAAUAUAAAUCUCCUUGACUUUCCUUCGGUCUGAGAGUUGACAACAGGUGUGAAUGAGUGACGUGGUGCCUCCCACAGCUCUCAGUGAAGUCCAGCUCCGGUUCUUGUGCCACGAUGACAUAGAGAGCGUGAAACUGCUCUGUGGUGAUUGGUUCCCAAUUGAGUACCCAGACUCAUGGUACCAGGACAUCACCUCAAACAAGAAGUUUUUCUCUCUCGCCGCCACCUUCAGAGGAGGCAUUGUGGGAAUGAUCGUGGCCGAGAUCAAAAGUCGGACCAAAGUGCAUAAAGAGGAUGGAGAUAUUCUUGCCUCCAGUUUUCCUGUGGACACACAGGUAGCCUACAUCCUCAGCCUGGGAGUGGUCAAAGAGUUCAGGAAACACGGCAUAGGCUCCUUACUGCUGGACAGUCUGAAGGAGCACAUCUCCACGACAGCUCAGGACCAUUGUAAGGCGAUAUACCUGCACGUUCUCACCACCAACAACACUGCCAUCCACUUCUACGAGAACAGGGACUUUAAGCAACACCACUACCUGCCCUACUACUACUCCAUACGCGGCGUCCUCAAAGAUGGGUUCACAUAUGUCCUCUACAUCAACGGGGGUCAUCCACCUUGGACAAUAUUUGACUAUAUCCAGCACAUAGGUUCAACCUUAGCCAGCCUCAGCCCAUGCUCCAUCCCGCAGAGGCUGUACCGACAGGCCCAGUCUCUGCUGCGUUCGCUGUUACCGUGGUCCAACAUCGCCUCCAAAACCGGCAUACAGUACAGCCGAACAAUGUGACACAAUAAUCUCCAGGAGUAAGAAGAUUUCAGUUUGUCGUCAGUCUUCCCUUGUGUCCACCAGGAUGCGCAUCCUCAGCACGCUGUGUAGGACACAGAACCUUUCCACUAUCGGCAUAUUACUCCUCAUUCAAUGCAUGUUUAACACACACCCGCACACAAACACAUCCGGGGUUUGUUGCUCCGUGCAUGUCGCUGAACAUGGUGGUUGCACUGCAUCAUGAUCCCAAGUGCAAUGUUGACAAUACGGUGUGAUUUGGGAGGAACCACUGGGGUUUGUGGUGUGGCAUUAGUUAUCACGUCUAUCCCGUCAAUACUACAUAACUCCAUAAUUUCGACAUAGUGUGUUUUUAGCCAGUCAUGCCAAAGCUGAGGAGUUUCUGAUCUUAGGUCAGAGAAGCAGAUUUUGGUGUGACGGGAUGGAAACAUCGGAAAAGUCAAACAGUACAAACCUUGCCUGUAUUUCUGCCUUGCUUCAUCCAAUUCACCACUGUCUUGUAUGUCUGCUGUUGGUAUAUUAUAUAUACUAAGGUAAUAGAUUUCAUAUUUAAUGUACAGUAUGUCUUAUAUUGCUGCUGCCCGUUUGGAAUAACCUCCCCUUUCCCUUCUUGACUGGAUAGAAUGUGACGUAUGGACCCAAGAACAAAUAGCAUUGGACUGUGAAUCUAGCAAUGCUUUUAAUUAUAAAAAAAGGCUUGUAGUGUAGAAUAGAGUAGGUAAUUUAUUGGGAACAACAGAACACAAUUAUUUUAAAUUUAAAAAGUUGUUCUCUUUUGACAACUGAAGAAUUUUGAUUUUUUUGUGUGUGUGUGUGCAAUAUCUAAAUGUACUGUAUUUGUGACCUUAGCACCGACACGGAUGAACACAUUUUAGCUUCUCGUUAUUACUCGCAACACAAAAGUUUACAGGCGUUUCACAUGUUAUGCAGCUAAAUUCCAUUGUAUUUUUAAACCACUCAUGAUAGAGUCCAUCUUAUUUUAAAGCUUUUAAAAGGAGUUGCUACAGCCGCGUCGGGCGUACACCUGUCAACCCUCACGUAUUUACUGGGAAAUUCCUCUUUUUCCUGGCACCCUCCCAUUUUAAUAGUUUCCUGUAUUUUAACUUUCUUGGUGGAAAGAAAUAUGGUAGGAAGACCAAAAUGUCCCUAAUUUUCCUGGAAAUGUCCCUUAUUUUCAAAUGCAAAUGUUUAAGUUGCUGCUAGUGUCAUGGAAUGACCACAUUUUGAAAAUUUGGAUUACUGUAUUUUCUGGACUAUAAAUCACUCUGGAGUAUCAAUCGCACUGGACUACAUGUCACAUUUGCAUAGCAAGAAGCAUACCUGGGACCCAGUGAUCAAGUUUAGCAAGUUCACCAAGCUCCCGAUCUCAUUCCCCAUCACUGAAUCCAUUGAAUUCUUCAUCCGCAGUGUUGCUAUCCUAGAGCGCCAUCUCGCUGUUAUUGAUGGGAAUGUUCACUCCUUGAUUUGUGACAAUAUGAAGUAACAUUUACAAAGAUGUUAUACUCUAUUUUCAUAUUUAAGUUGCACCUAAUUGAACCAGCCAAACUAUGGAAAGAAAACAGCGACUUAUAGUCCAUAAAAUACGGUAAAAACAAGGGCGUUUCUCAAAAUUGAAAUACUUGUUACAUGACAUGACGUGUGCAAUGUCCGAGAUUAGCACCUAUCAAGUGCCAAAUGUUGGUGUAAAUACAUUCAGCCAACAUGUGGUUGGUCACACUGUAGUUGCUCCGAUUGGAUUGCAUUCUGUCGUAUAUAAAAGUGACUGUGUGAAAUGUGUUGUUCAAAGGUGUGAAUUUCAAAAAGAUCAUUUCAAACAGUUUGUAUGCAAUAAAAAUUCCUUUGAUUGUAA